Dermacentor andersoni is the source of this 543-nucleotide messenger RNA. RefSeq names its product macrophage migration inhibitory factor homolog. The record is from RefSeq and is a predicted model, not a curated record. Gene Ontology annotation, molecular function: phenylpyruvate tautomerase activity; cytokine activity. NCBI's taxonomy places the organism in Eukaryota, Metazoa, Arthropoda, Arachnida, Ixodida, Ixodidae.
GUUCUUAGCUGUAGCACCUGUGUUAGCACUUCCUCCGUGGCUGUUAGCCACUUAGCACGACUUGGGAAGACGUGUAGUGUGUGCCUCUGUUGCGAGUACUCUUUGACGACUCAAAGCCCAAAAUGCCAACUCUUACGAUCAACACAAAUCUCCCCGCAAGCAGCAUUCCGAACGACUUUCUGAAGACUACGGCGAACGUUGUGGCGGCCUCUUUGGGAAAACCGCUCUCGUAUGUUGUGGUGCACAUCAGUCCUGGCCAAUUGAUGUCAUUUGGAGCCACUGACGAGCCAUGUGCCAUUGCAAACCUGUACAGCAUUGGCUGCCUCUCUCCAAAGGAGAAUAAGAAGCAUUCAGCUGCUCUUUUUGAGCACAUUGAGAAGGUAUUGGGCAUCAAAGGGAACAGAAUGUACAUCAACUUCAUUGACCUGCCAGCAACAGAUGUGGGCUACAGUGGCAAAACUUUUGCUGGAUGAAGCUCCUGUUGUGGCAAAAUGGAGAGAAGUCUGCGCAUCUCGAAUUUGAAUAAAGAUUCACGUUCUGUUA